Clunio marinus is the source of this 1407-nucleotide messenger RNA. NCBI's taxonomy places the organism in Eukaryota, Metazoa, Arthropoda, Insecta, Diptera, Chironomidae. The record is from the annotation of a GenBank genome assembly.
GAGGUUUUAAAAGUCGCGAAAUCGCAAGUGUCUUCCAACUAUUUUUUCCAAAUAAAAAUAUCUAUAACAGCGAAGUGAAAAAUAAAGCAAGCCAAAAUGUCUACUUCAAGAUAUCAAAUGGAACGCUCACAUUUGUUUCAUAUGCUUCAUAGUUACAUCACAAAUAAGCCGUAUGAUUGUAAUUUGACAGUUGAAAAUGAAACAUUUUCAAUAAUGGCACAUACAGCAAUUCUAUGUGCUUAUAGUCCUGUUUUGAAGACUAUGCUGGAGGAUAACCAAACUGUGAUCAUAAACACCCAAUAUGACAUUAUUGAAGCUUUGCUGGAUCUCAUCUAUUAUGGAUCUUCGAUUUUCUCAGAUAAUCUUUAUGAUGAAGUUCUGAAACUUGCAAAAGAGCUUCAAAUUCCUUUAGGAAAUAUUAAUUCGUUUGCUGCGCAAAGAUUUUUGGAAGAAAACUCUCGUACUACGGAACCACAAGGACAUAACCUACAAAACGUUAACGAAAAUUCGACAGAAAAUGACUCUAGCUGCAGUUUCGACAAACUUACUUUUGAAUUACAAAAUAAUCCUACUAAUUCAAAUCGAGACUUAUCGGAACUUUUCAACAACCCAACAUUUGAAGGAAAUGAGGCUGAAGAAGAAACGUCUAUGACGCAAAAUUUGAAUAGAUUAUUGGAAAGAUAUGCAGCUAAUUUUCCUAAUAUAGAAGAAAUCCCUUCAAUAAGUUUUUUGAACGAUUCACGAACCACAGAUCAAUUUGAAAGUUUGACUAAUAUUAGUGCUGCAGAGACGGGUAAUAUCGAAGAAGAAGUCAUUUCUACUGCACUUCCAGAAAAUUCGGAAAAUAUUCGUAAUGAUGAUACCAAAGAAAUGGGUAAUCUAGAAAGAGCAAUCGUGUCUACCACAGAUUCAACAGAAUGGCAAAAUACUGACAAAGAGAACAUAAAAAAGAAGAAAGUAACUGGAAUUGGAAAAAAAAUUCAACUUCGCAGCCUAAAAAUCUAUUCGUCCUCCAGCUCCCAGACAUCAAGUAGAGUUUUAAGAUGUAUUACAAGUAGAUGUACUCAUUGCUCAAAAGAGUUCAAGAAGAUUGAAAAACAUGAAAUUCGCUGCAGAAAAAACCCAAAACGAAAAAUCAAGUCACCGACUCGAGCUUACAAUAUGCGUCGAUCUCAUAUUUUACCUUAAUUAUUUUCCUUUUAAAUUUGAUUAGAGUUUACUCUAAUAUGAUAUACUUCUAUGAAAAAAUAUCAAACGAAGAUGUGAUAUUUAAUUCUUAGAAACAUAAUUUUAUAUGUACCUGCAAUUGUACCUACCUAGUGUAUCUCACUUAUCUACUAUGAUUUCUGCUUAAUUUUUUUUUGAAAAAUAAAUAUUAUUUCAUUGACGACACUGAUGUGUCUUAAA